AUGGCGGCUACUGACCAGUCCCGGUCCGAAGCUGCCAAACAGCGACGACAGGAUCAACUGCAACGCUGGCUGGGCUCGGAGACGGACCAGACGGACUCCGAAGCACGGGGCGCCAGCAACAGUUCGGGGACUCGGCGGGCGAGGGUCCGCUUUGCUCAGGGAGCCGUGUUUAUGGCCGCCUGCUCCGCCGGGGACCGGGAGGAGGUGGCAGCGCUUCUCCGCCAAGGAGCUGACAUCAACCACGCCAACGUAGACGGACUGACAGCGCUCCACCAGGCCUGUAUCGAUGAGAACGCAGAAAUGGUUCAGUUUUUGGUGGAGAGUGGGAGCAACGUCAACACGGGCGACAACGAGGGCUGGACCCCCCUGCAUGCCGCAGCGUCUUGUGGCUACAUCCAGAUCGCCAAGUACUUGAUAGAGCACGGAGCCCACGUUGGAGCAGUAAACAGCGAAGGGGAACUUCCUCUAGACAAGGCCACAGAGGACCCCAUGAAGAGAUUGUUGAAAGCUGAAAUCAAAAAGCAAGGAAUUGAUGUGGACCAGGCCCGAAAGGAGGAGGAGAGGGUCAUGCUUCAGGAUGCCAAGGCAAUGCAAGAAGGUGGUGGCACUUUGACACCUCACCCAAACACGAAUGCAACAGCUCUGCAUGUAGCAGCAGCUAAGGGAUACAUUGAAGUUUUAAAAGUCCUGUUACAAUGUGGGGUGGAUGUGGACAGCCAGGACGUUGACGGUUGGUCACCUCUGCACGCGGCAGCUCACUGGGGGCAGGAGGAGGUGUGCACGCUUCUGGCGGACCACAUGUGCAAUAUGAAUGCUGUCAACAAUGUGGGCCAAACACCUUUAGAUGUUGCCGAUGAGAACCUAGUGGAGACACUAGAGGAGCUACAGAAGAAACAGAAUGCUUUACGCACCGAGAAAGAGAAACAGACUCCUGUCAUCGAGACCAACCUGCAAAUCUCCACAGUACCAGUGCGCACACGCAGGACUUCAAUCUCGCGCAUGAGCAGUAAGGAAAAAAUCUGCCUCCAUGAGCGGGAGAAGCACCCACCACAUGCCCUGCAAAGCAGCCCUGUGGAGGACGAGGAGGAAGAAGGCCAGACCGCACGGACGCAGUCGCAAAAUCAGCCCAAAGCAUCUAGCAGCUCCAGCUCGGAGGAUGAGAGCGAAUCAGAGAGUGAUGCAGAGUCUGAGAAGGCAAAAAACCGAGAGAUCAUAAACAAUUUGAACAACAAACGCAACACCAGCAGCCUCCCUCCUACCUCCAUACCAGCUGGCACCACUGCAAAUCAAAUCAAAAAGGAACCAGGCAAACUCCCUGCCAGCGAGGCUCCAGGCUCAUGGAGAACAUCGCUCAGGAAGGCAGGGAGCUCGGUGACUCUGGGCUCGGCCGGACUGUCCGACUCCACCCCAGACCAGAACAAGUCUCAAGAGUCUGGCCUCGGGAUGACUCGCUCAGCCUCCAGUCCUCGUCUUAGUUCAGAGACGGACACCAAGGAGCCAAGACUGGCCAGAGUUCCUCCUAUACCAACAAGGAGACUCUUCAGUAUUCCAGACAGUAGCUCUGACAACUCUAACAGUUGGCUGAGCCGAAGCUCAUCCUACACCCGUCGGCUUCACAGCCAAUCAGGGAAUGACCUCACUAGCUCCAACCCUUUUUUGCCUCGCAGCUCAUCUUACGGAAGGAGACUGGAUGAAGCCAGCGUCAACUCGGGUAGCACAGGAACAAGCACAUCUGGACUCAUUCGCCUCAACAGCGCUUUGGCACAGAGAUUUCCUCAGGAACAGACUGAUAAGACAGACCAGUUGCCAUUGGACAACAACACCAACCCUCAGAACACAAUUGGCCCUGAAUCUGAGACCAAGCAGCGGCGCAAGUCCUACUUGACACCAGUUCGGGACGAGGAGGCAGAGGCACAGAGGAAAGCUCGCUCACGGCAUGCACGGCAGUCUCGUCGCUCCACUCAAGGGGUGACGCUGACGGAUCUGCAAGAAGCUGAGAAGACAAUGAAGACCAUGAGGCAGGACAACAAAGUGAGAGAAAAGAAGGAUGAGGAUGAAAAGGAAAAAGAGAGAGAAGCAAAGUCUAAGAAGGGAGAAGAAGGGGAAGUGAGCUGGCGCUCCCGGAUAGCCAGCCUACAGAAGUCCGACCUGCUAGGUCUCACGCAGCCCGCCGGCACACCACGCCCUCAGACGGCUGACAGAAGGGCGAAUGAGGCCAGCGCUGGGGAGAGCGAGACUGAGCGAUGGGCCCAGGAGCGCAGGGAGAAAAGACAAGCUCGAGCCAGGAGGAAGGUUCAGAGGAGCGGAGAGCCUGAUGACAAUGAUCCCAGCGGAGAGGAAGAAUUUUUAGGCAGCCGGCUAGAUCUGCAGUCAGACCAGCUCUUGGUUUCCAGGCCCAGUAUGCAAUGUAACGAGGGUGUUGAGAGCAAGGAUUUCAAAAAGCUCUUUGAGGAUAUGACCAGAGAAAACGGCCAGCUGCAAUCUCAGCUGCAGGACACGCAGAGGGUUGUCACUCAGACCAGGAUGGACUUAGAAAAGGCUACGCAGAGACAAGAGCGCUUUACUGACUGUUCAGCCCUGCUGGACCUUGAGAGAAAGGACCGUCGGAUGCUGGAGCGGCGGAUGGCAGAGCUUGAGGAGGAGCUGAAGGUUCUAGUUGACCUGAGAGCAGACAACCAGCGGCUUAAAGAUGAGAAUGGAGCACUUAUUCGUGUCAUCAGCAAACUCUCCAAGUAG
This is a messenger RNA of Nerophis lumbriciformis (worm pipefish), 2736 nucleotides long. NCBI's taxonomy places the organism in Eukaryota, Metazoa, Chordata, Actinopteri, Syngnathiformes, Syngnathidae. The record is from RefSeq and is a predicted model, not a curated record.